Messenger RNA from Sclerotinia borealis F-4128, 1569 nucleotides. NCBI's taxonomy places the organism in Eukaryota, Fungi, Ascomycota, Leotiomycetes, Helotiales, Sclerotiniaceae. The record is from the annotation of a GenBank genome assembly.
AUGCUUUUUCUCAAAGGUCCACGAGGUCUCGUAUUUAUCUUCGUCGUGUUGAUUUUUCUGACAAUUUAUUACUGCUACUUGAGGCUUGAAGUUCUUCCGGGGCUUCACAAGAGCGAGUUCAUCAUACCACAAGAUGUUAGAGUUGAACCUGAAUGGCUAGCAGACGGGAAGCGGAAGCCUACUAAACCUGUGGAGGAAGCGGUGAACCCAUCAAAAACACCCCACAUUCAGCCCAGCUCUACGCCCACGUAUAAGCCAGAUUUGGAAGCAGAACAUGUCUCUGUUGUUCCCAGUUCAGAACUAUCAGUCUCGCCAUCUGACAUUUUAUUGAUUGUCAAGACUGGUGCAAGCACAGCAUGGCGUCGAAUGCCUGUUCAGCUGUUAACGACUUUAUCGACUCUGUCAAACACUGUGAUAUAUUCGGAUCUUCAAGAGAACCUUUCUCAUGAAAUCCAAACAGUGGAUAUUUUGAGCAAUGUGAGCGAUAUUCUGCACAUUCAUGACACAACUGCGUACGGCAUAUACCAAGAUCUGCAGACCAACGCUCAUGCGUACAGAGAACAAGCUCAACUUCCCGGAGACGAGCCUGAACUUCCACCUGGAAACAAGCCAGGUUGGAUUCUGGACAGAUACAAGUUUAUUCCUAUGCUAGAACACGCCCAGAACAACUAUCCUGGCUUCAAGUGGACUGUGUAUAUUGAAGAUGACACUUUCGUCUUUUGGACAAAUCUCCUCCGUUGGCUAGCCACACUCUCAGCUGAUGACGAGCCAUCAUAUUAUGGUGCUUAUUCAGGUCAAGAUAACGCGACAUUCGCGCAAGGGGGUUCAGGAAUCGUCUUCUCUAGAUCCUUAAUGACGUCCGUUUUCAGCGGACCGAAGGUACCAACUCUGCAAGAGUACGCAAACUUCACCGCAAAUGCUUGUUGCGGUGACAUGGUUUUGGGGAAAGUCUUGCACGAUCACAAUGUGCUUGUAAACCGAGGGGAAUAUGGUCCAGUAUCUUUCAGACCUGAACCACCCUGGAGAACAGGAUUCGAGGAGUUUUCAUGGUGUAAACCAAUUUUUACCUUGCAUCAUUUGCAUCAGCGGGAUUUGGUGCAGUUAGCAAUGCUGGAACGUAAGCAUAAUGAAAGUAACCUGGGUUCGCGACCAAUCAUCUUCCGCGACAUUUUCCUCGCAACAAUAUCUUCAUACCUCAAAGACCGCCGCGAUGAUUGGGAUAACUUUGCCUCUCGCCAUAAACUCACAGAAAACAUCACCACAAUCACCAAUCCUCUUUGGGGUCCACCUGCUCCCGUUGUUCAAGAUACAGUCGCUCUGGAGCAGGCUUAUACUUCACCUGAAGCAUGUUUCGCGGCCUGCGUCGCAUUGUCUACUUGUCGAAUUUGGAGACACGAGAUUGAUAAUGAGAAGCAAAAGAGCUGUAGUUUGGAUACGGUGGUAAUUCUUGGAAGAGAGAUUGAGGGAAGGCCUUUGUGGGAUAAGAGUAUUGUUAACAGCGGAUGGAUGAUGGAGAGAAUCAGUGGUUCGUUGAUGAAUGAUGAAUGCGAAGUUGUGAUAUUGCCUUGA